Messenger RNA from Penicillium oxalicum, 1326 nucleotides. Its product is annotated as inositol polyphosphate multikinase. Gene Ontology annotation, cellular component: cytoplasm; nucleus. Bases 1 to 1326 code for a protein of 441 amino acids. The record is from RefSeq and is a predicted model, not a curated record. Gene Ontology annotation, molecular function: inositol hexakisphosphate kinase activity; inositol-1,4,5,6-tetrakisphosphate 3-kinase activity. The transcript has 2 exons. Lineage: Eukaryota; Fungi; Ascomycota; Eurotiomycetes; Eurotiales; Aspergillaceae. Gene Ontology annotation, biological process: phosphatidylinositol phosphate biosynthetic process; inositol phosphate biosynthetic process.
AUGCCCGCCUCCAAAUCAGAAAGCAAAAAAACACCGCAGCUAGGUAGCGACGACUUAGUGCCGUUUGACCAUGCCGCUGCAGGACAUGACGGUGUUCGAUGCACCCUAUCCGGCUCGCUGAUUGCCAAACCGUGUACACGCCAGGAAGUGGAAUUCUACGAAUCCAGCGCUCUUCAUCCGAGAGUCCAGGAAUUCAUGCCUUUGUUCAUCGGUUCUCUCUCCUCCGCCGAACAGCAGCAACCGCUGGCGAUCGCUGCUGCUCAGCAGUCAGGCGCCAUCUUUCUGCCCGCGCCGGACUCUGCGACCCCUCCGGUCGCCCCAGCUGUGAUGUCGGGGUCGCAGACCAACCUAGGGUCAGCACCAGUAGACCCAGCCCUCCCCUCCGAAUCUGCAUGGGUGCCCUCAGAAGGCAAAAAGCUCGAUACUGGUCUAUCGAUUGUCCUUGAGAACGUGGCCUCGGGUUUCCGCCGACCCAACGUGCUAGACGUCAAGCUAGGUGCACGAUUGUGGGCAGAUGACGCACCCCCUGCGAAGCGCACCAAAUUGGACAUAGUCGCAAAGGAGACCACAAGCUCCAGUUUAGGGUAUCGCAUCGCUGGGAUGAAAGUGUGGACGGGAGAAAACGGGGAAACAGACGAAGGUGCUCUUACGGAUCCCUAUGCCACCAAGUAUGAAGGUCGAGAAGGCGCGAAGGGGGAAGUGAUUGAAAAGGAUGGCUACCGGCGCUACGACAAAUGGUACGGGCGAUCGUUCACCGAGCGAACAGUCAAGCAAGGCUUUGAAGCAUUUCUGGCGGGAGCCAAAGCAGGCCUAGCAGACCGCUCCAAAAUGAUCGCUCGACGGCUUGCGGAGGAAUUGCGCAACGUGCAAGAUGCUCUUGAAUCGGAGGAGAGUCGCAUGUAUUCUGCAAGCGUAUUGAUCGUAUAUGAGGGUGACCCGGAAGCGAUGGAGUUUGCUUUGGAGGAAGAAAAGAAAAUCUCGGAGUCAGCCCACCAACAAGAAACGGGCGGCGAUUCGGAUGACGGUGAUGACGAAAAUCAAGUUCUGUUUGAAAUCAAUGAGGAAUCGGUGGAACUUGUUGAUGUUCAGCUCGGUGAUGGUAUGCCCCGACAGGCGAUCAACAUCACCAUCGACCCUUCCACAGUCGAGGCUGUCAAUCUGGGUGAGACUGACGAGGACGAAGACGAAGAAGAAACGCCCAAAGUUCAUGACCUCCGUCUGAUCGACUUUGCUCAUGCGCAGUGGACACCCGGUCUGGGUCCGGAUGAAAACAUGCUGUUGGGCAUUAGAAACCUUGUCCGGAUGUUUGAGGAGUUGGCAACGUGA